Scaptodrosophila lebanonensis is the source of this 1336-nucleotide messenger RNA. RefSeq names its product coiled-coil domain-containing protein 137. Lineage: Eukaryota; Metazoa; Arthropoda; Insecta; Diptera; Drosophilidae. The record is from RefSeq and is a predicted model, not a curated record. The transcript has 3 exons. Bases 66 to 1034 code for a protein of 322 amino acids.
GUUGCGCCCAUUCAAAGAAACGUGACAACGAUUUAUAAACCUAUGUGAGGGUCGAAGUAAUAAUAAUGGCCAGGAAACGUAAAAUACCAGCGAGAAAGCACCAUGGUGUGCGAGAUCCGCUCAAGCAGCUUGAGGCUAAAGAGCACAAACUGGCUGGUGUAACAAACAAUCCGCCCACAGCAAAGGACGAGCAGCGCGUCUCCUACAAAUUCAAGCAGUUUAAAAAAUUGGCCGACGAAGCCAAGGCAGGCAAAAAAUUAAAGCGUAUCCUGGUUGGACAGGAGGACAAGGGAAGUUCAGAAAAAAAUAAUGGAACAGCAAGAACCCAAACCCAUCGAAAUAUCAAACAGUUUAGAGGUGAGGCCGAUGAGGAUUAUCUGAAACGUGUAAAUCGUAUUACAAGCGCAUCGGUGCGUGAGGCACAAUAUGAAGCUAAAUAUGGUGUUAGUGUCAUACGGAAUCCAAAGACUGGCGAGAUAACGAUACAAAAGCGUCCCAAAAAUGAGAUCGAUGAGCUGCUCAAAAAGAAGCAAAAGGAGCAACGGCUGGCCAAAAAUGGUCGCAGAAAGAAGACGACAGAAGUCAAGGGUACCAUGGAUGCUAAGACAAGCAAGGAGUUAAUCAAACGUGCCUUCAAGGAAGCUGACCAGGAAGAUGAUUCAGACGAAGAGCUGAAUGCCACAUCUUUGGAAUACAAACGCGAUACCUUCAAAUUUGGAGAAAUUGUUCAUGCACCCCCUUCACUGACAACGCUGCCACGCAAGGCUGCCAAAAAUGAGACUGUUCCACGACCAGGACGCAAGUCCAAUUUGCUGCUCAAAUCGCUUCUGGACACAACGCAGCCAGUCCAACCAAAGCCCAAUUCACACAAGCAAACAGUCACCAAAGCGGUGGCGCCCACAAAAGCGCAGAUGAAGGGAAAGCGCAAAGAAUUGCCCGCUGCCACGCGUUCUAUGCUCGAGGUGGAACGCAGCAAGAUGGUCGAACUGUAUCGGACGCUAAAAAAGACGCGAGAACUGCAGCGACAGCAAUAAAGUCAGCUAAUACUCUUCCAAUUUCCUACUCAUUGCGCUGGGCGGCACCUUCAACUGCAUUAACCAGGUACUCCCGUGAAGUGUAUAUAAAGAGAUUUGUCUACUGCAUAGGAGUAGGCAGUUUAGUAACCAGUGUUAAUUGAUGCAUUUCUAUGUAGACAAAUGUUUCCAUGCAAACUAAAAUGCUCUUAACUAAAAAGAAUAAGCCGCACAAGGAGUGGAUCUUUUUUUUUUUGCAUACUUAAUUUUUUAUAUAAUAGCGUAAACCUUUGAAAACAAUACAAUAUAGUACAUAAUUUACA